Messenger RNA from Cyprinus carpio (common carp), 1069 nucleotides. RefSeq names its product group 3 secretory phospholipase A2-like. The record is from RefSeq and is a predicted model, not a curated record. Lineage: Eukaryota; Metazoa; Chordata; Actinopteri; Cypriniformes; Cyprinidae.
CAAUGCCUUCUCAGUGGUAAUGACACCAUCUCCAACAUGGUGGGCUACAGUUUCUUCAACAUCCUGAAGCUCCGCUGCUUUGAGCUGAUCCAAAGGAGGCAAUGCACACAGUACAACUGGUUUGGAUUGUGCACAAUGGUCCAGACUGCACCUGUGGCAGUAUUGAAAGAUUCAACACCGUACAAUUCUACCAGUCUGACUAAUGAGAACAGCGGCACCAUUGACCUUUCAUGCAAUGAAGUGCCAAUCAAACGGUCACAAAGUGGCAAACAAAGAACCUCUAAACCGAAACGAAUUCAAUUUGCAAAGGAUCGAAAAACCUGCGCUCCAGUGGACUAUGCAAAAGGGGAAACGUUUCAGCUAAGUCAAAAGUUGGUGAGCCAAAUUGAAAAAAGGAAUAAACUACAAACAAAUGGAAAUGGAAAAGGAAGAAAGAAGUCACUCGUUUCCCAAAGGAAUGCAUCCAGAGAAGAAAAGAAAAUGGUAACUCAGAAGUUCAAAAUGGAAACUACUCUUCAAAGCACCCACAGAACCCCAAAAGCAAGUGUCACUCACUCCCCCUCAACCUCAUCUAAAACGAAAUUACUUACGGGCACUCGGUCCAAACAAAUGUCCAUAGCUAAAUCAGAAGCAAGGACACUUCAAAAUAAGAGAAAAAGAGGAAAAAAGAAAAAGCCCCACAAGGAAAAACGAAUUCAAACCCCGAAACCAUGAUGAGUUAAGAGACAAUUCUUUAAUGCAUGAACAGACUGAAAAGUGUGCAUUAAAUGUGCAUUAAGUGUCAGAAGGUCACAAUUAUCAAGUGAGAUCAUUGCUCUUUUAUACACAGUCUGUAGUGACUUUUACAAUGUAGUUUAAGCAGGUGCCAAUUAAUAAAACAAUACUAAGCAAUGAUACUUAAUGUUUUUAAAUGUAUAUAUUUACCAACAAACUCAGUAUAUGCACAUACACUUAUCUGCAUGUUCUAAUGCUGUUAUUAAUAAAAAGCAAAUGACUCAAUGAAUUGCAAUAGCUUCUGUAUUAUAAUUUGGACUUAUUUUACAAAUUAAAUGUAAUAUAUAUAUAAUUU